Messenger RNA from Solea solea (common sole), 3322 nucleotides. RefSeq names its product LIM domain kinase 2 (gene limk2). Gene Ontology annotation, cellular component: nucleus; cytoplasm. Gene Ontology annotation, biological process: protein phosphorylation; actin cytoskeleton organization. Gene Ontology annotation, molecular function: protein serine/threonine kinase activity; protein binding; ATP binding. The transcript is spliced from 16 exons. Bases 276 to 2279 code for a protein of 667 amino acids. The record is from RefSeq and is a predicted model, not a curated record. NCBI's taxonomy places the organism in Eukaryota, Metazoa, Chordata, Actinopteri, Pleuronectiformes, Soleidae.
CAGGCUGCUAGAGGCGAGAAAGCGCCUCCGUCCUCACACUCACUCACUCACGCACAUACACACAAGUACAAGUGAGGUUUCUUCCACUCUGUGUGGAGGUUUAAAGGAAUUUGUGUGAGUUUAUUUUGCUUCCUCCUGCCGCAUUCAGAGUUUGGAGGCUGGAAGUCCACAGGCAGGACAACGGAGAAGAGUAAAACAACGGCAGCUCUCCCGCUUCAGUAUGAGCAGUUUGUAAAAGUCUCUGAGAAUCGGCGACCUUUUUUUACAGAAAGUAGAUGGAGGAGCCAGAAGGUACAGAUGCGUGCUACUGUGUGGGCUGUGGAGAAAAAAUCCAAGACUCCUUCCACAUGAAAGUCCUCCACGACAUCUGGCACAACUCCUGUUUUCAGUGUUCUGUGUGCUGUGACCACCUGACUAACUGGUACUACGAGAAGGAUGGCAAGCUGUACUGUCGCAAACACUACUGGGAGAAGUUUGGGGAGUUUUGUCAUGGGUGUUCUCUGCUCAUGACUGGACCUGCCAUGGUGGCCGGAGAUCACAAGUAUCAUCCCGAGUGCUUCGUGUGUUUGAGGUGCAUGGUGGUGAUUGAGGACAGGGACACCUACGCCUUAGUGGAGCGAUCAAAACUUUACUGCGGAAAGUGCUACAAGCAGGUGGUCCUCGCACCCAUGUUGGAAAAGCGUACAUUUGACUCGGUGCUCGACUCGCUGCCCCACACUGUGACUCUAAUAUCGAUGCCCUCUGCAGCCAAUGGCAAGAGGGGCCUCGCCGUCUCUGUGCUGAGGGACGCCAGCGGUUCAGCGAGUGUACAAGUCAAAGAGGUGAGAGGGAUGCUGAUUAGUCCCGAGGUCCGAAAUGCCAUCCAUGUUGGCGACAGGAUCCUGGAGAUCAAUGGCAUUCCAGUGGGGACGUUAAUGCAGGAGGAGGUGGACGAUCUUAUCCACUGCACCAGCCACACGCUGCAGCUGCUCAUAGAGUACGACCCUGUCAGGCAGCGUUUGGAUCGGCUCAGACUGGGUUCACCCGGGAGUGGGCUGGCAGGUCCGGCCACCUCCCGCAUGCGUCUGUCCUCACCUUCUGAUGCAGUGCUGGAGAGAACAGAUGUGGUUGAUAACAGCUCACUGAAAAGGAGAUCUCUGAGACGGAGUAACAGCACAUGUAAGUCACCUGGGCCAAAUUCUCCCAAAGAGUCGCCGUUUAUCACACGAGACAUCGGUCGCUCUGAAUCGCUGAGAUCCUCCAGCAGCUGCUCUCAUCGCAUCUUCCGCCCGUGUGACCUCAUCCACGGAGAGAUCUUAGGCAAAGGCUUCUUUGGACAGGCCAUAAAGGUGACUCAUAAAGCCACAGGAGAGGUGAUGGUGAUGAAGGAGCUCAUCCGAUGUGAUGAGGAGACCCAGAAAACUUUCCUACAGGAGGUCAAAGUAAUGCGAAGCCUCGAUCAUCCUCAUGUUUUGAGGUUCAUCGGCGUGCUGUACAAGGACAAGAAGCUCAACUUGAUAACCGAGUACAUUGAGGGAGGCACACUGAAGGAUUUCAUCAGAGACAUGGACCCAUUCACAUGGGAGCAAAGAGUGAGCUUUGCAAAGAGCAUUGCAUCUGGCAUGGCUUACCUUCACUCAAUGAGUAUCAUACACAGAGACCUCAACUCUCACAACUGCCUGGUUAAACUGGACAACACGGUGGUCGUCGCUGACUUUGGACUCUCCCGACUCAUAGUAGAGGACAAAGUAAAGCCCCCAUCUGAGAAAAACCCCAAUAAAAAGAGGGUUUUGCGGCGCAUUGACCGUAAAAAGCGGUACACUGUUGUGGGAAACCCUUACUGGAUGGCUCCGGAGAUGCUAAAUGGUAAACGCUACGAUGAGAAGGUGGACAUUUUCUCCUUUGGAAUUGUACUCUGCGAGAUCAUUGGAAAAGUCUAUGCAGACCCCGAGUGCCUCCCCAGGACAAUGGACUUUGGCUUGAAUGUUGGCAAGUUUGUGGAGAAGUUCCUUCCUGACGACUGUCCACCAGCCUUCUUUCCACUGGCCGUGGCCUGCUGUGACCUCAUGCCAGACAACCGUCCUUCUUUCCAGAAGUUGGAGGACUGGUUUGCAGCUCUGUCCCUCAACCAGGAUCUGGGGAUCCCCCUGCCAGCCGAACUGGACGAGCUGCACCUGAGUCUGAGUCAACUCCACUGGCCUAAAGACCUCUCUCCAACACCGAGUGCAGAUCAUCAGCCAUCCACCCCGACGCCCGACGCCUCUCCGGACCCUCCCAGUCUGGAAGAGAACAGCACCUAAAACCUGUGUGUCCCUCUGUUAACCCUCUGAACUGCUGCACUAACACUGUGGACGUGAAAAAAGAGGACAAGUGAACUGAACCCGAGCCAUGGUAGAACUGGAUAAUCUGUGGUAGCUGGACCAAGUUUCUCUCAGAGUUGGACCUCAACUUUGAAAACAACCAAUCAAAGAAAGGCGCAUUUCAAAUUUUUUUAGAAAAAAGUUUUAGUUACUUUUUUUAAAUUUUAUUUUAUUCACCUGUGGUCCCCUUAGCAUAUGCAGGGUUGUACUAUUGUUUACUGUGUGUAAAGUGUGAGCAUCUUAAAGAGGCCGCGACGCCUCGAUGAGUCGCUGUGUCACAGCAGUUUUGUUGUUUGUUGUCUCCGGAAUGCACACGUCCAUUCUUACCCAGAAACAAAGUCAUUUGACUGUAGCAGCAACAAAGAAAACAAAGAAGCUUGAUGGUUUAUCUGAUUGGCAUGUUCAAGUAAACAAGAGAACAGAGCCUGAUGAAAACCUGAGUGACUCUGAGCGGCAGUGGAAGCAAACAAACACUGAUCCUGAAUAGUUUCAUCUCUUAAAUUAGCAAAGGAAUGUUUUUUUGUUUUUUUUGCUUUUUGGUCUCAGCACACCAGAUGUAAUUUUUUGACGACAUGGUUACAAGUUUGUAGUCUAAUGAUUUUCACUCAUUUCUUUAAGUUGUUGUGUGAACACACAAAUUAGACUCUGUUUACUGACGCCUAUUUUUUGUAACAAAUAAAAGGGAGAAGCUCCUGUGGAACAAAUGUAAGCGUGUUUAAUAAUCGUUAGACUUAACCAUGACCUUGUACAGACAACUGGAUUUUUUUUUUCUUAAACAGUGUAUAAAUGUGUACAUAUGUACGCCUCUAAUCGGACUUCAUUUUCUAAUGGGAACUCAAAACAUUUUUAAACAUUUUGUCAUCCAUGGACAUGUUUGCCUCUGUUGCUGUAAUAAUAAUGCAAUAAUGCAAGGUACCUAUGACCAAAUGUAACCACUAUUAUUUAUAUCACUUUGGUGUUUCAUAAAUAAAAAAAAAACUUUC